AUAGAUAUGUCGGAGAUGUACAGAUCGUAUCUGGAACCAAGAGAAAAACUCCGUGUCCUUCAUGCUGAGUGGCUGGAAAUAAAGCGAAAGGAAAUGGAACUUCAGACGGAAAUUGGAGAUAUUGAACGGAGAUUUGUCUCAAUGAUUGAGAACUGCGGAGUAUCGAGAAACCAUUUUCCAUUUCCAGCUCCGGCUAGACAGGUCCCUGGGACUCCAUCAUUUCUGUUUCCCACCUCUGGCUCACUCACACGGGUAUCAGCCUUAUCUAAUUUAGCCGAGGACUUAACAUUUUGUAAUCAUCCUUAUCAGGGAAAGGAUCAGAGUCUUUACGAAGAUACGGUACACAUGGGAGAUACUACAAUUGAAGACGUCCAUGACACAACGUUCUUCUCAUCAGACCUCGACAAAGAGUCAGAGGAGAAAAAGUUUGAAGAAGACACCGACACAAAUCAGCUAGUGCCCGUAAUCGAUGUUGACGGAGAGAAGAUUUACAGAGUAGUUGAGGGCUGCGAGACCGAGACAAAGAUGCUGAUAAAACGGCCGUGCUGUGCAAAAGCAUCACCAAGCAUGAUAGAUCACGCGAUUUUAAAAGAAAUAGCUAAAAGACCGAAGACUAAAAGACCAAAAAUCAGUCAUCCACAGGCUUGUUCCACUUUCAUCGGAAAAGAUGAAGUGGUGGAGGAGACGAUUGAAGAUGACGAUACCAGCUUCCGGUCUACAAACGACAGUUCCAGCACGUUAUAUAUUGAAGAUGAUGGUACGAAAAAGUUCCCUCGAACCAGCACCAAAAUCAACCUUUCUCCUGAGACAGAUAUACAUUGUGUUCCCGACAUAACAGAUUCACUUUUCUCAGGAAAUUCCAGGAACUCUGACAAGCGGCACCGAUCACAGAAGAAACACAGCAGACACUUAGCUACAGGAGACAUGGACAUCUCACUCUAUUCAACUCUUGGAUCAAUGGGAGAUGCCUCUGUUUUUCAACAAUCCCGAGUGGUACGAAAAGGUGUACCAAAAACUGGAUUGCUGCGUAGACAGACUUGUAUAACACAACUGGUCGACCCCAGAGCUUUGGUAAAGAAAAUGAAACGCUUCAACAGCAACUUACGAAACAAAAAAAUCAACCUCGCUCAUACUCUGUUAGUGAUAUAACCGUUGUUGAGUUAACUAAUGAAAUUUGUUCUGUGUAAACUUUAGAGAGAUCGUAUAGUGCUACUUUUGUACAAAGCAUUAUUUAUUGUCUUCGUUGAGAAGUGCAGUACAUGUCAAUAAAAUAUGCAUAAAUGCUUGUUUUUUUUUCUGUUGAUUAAAAACUUAAAACUAGG
Molecule: messenger RNA, 1322 nt
Organism: Ostrea edulis (European flat oyster)
Lineage: Eukaryota; Metazoa; Mollusca; Bivalvia; Ostreida; Ostreidae
Exons: 2
Coding region: 7-1149 (380 amino acids)
Source: RefSeq, a predicted model, not a curated record